This is a messenger RNA of Aspergillus melleus, 4401 nucleotides long. RefSeq lists its product as uncharacterized. The record is from RefSeq and is a predicted model, not a curated record. Gene Ontology annotation, molecular function: ATP hydrolysis activity; ATP binding; ABC-type transporter activity. Bases 1 to 4401 code for a protein of 1466 amino acids. The transcript has 2 exons. Gene Ontology annotation, biological process: transmembrane transport. Lineage: Eukaryota; Fungi; Ascomycota; Eurotiomycetes; Eurotiales; Aspergillaceae. Gene Ontology annotation, cellular component: membrane.
AUGGACGAAAAUAUUCCUCCCGAAAAUGUCAGCGAGGACAGGAACGGCGAAAGCGGGAGAAUUGAGGCGUCUCAAUUGGAAAAGUCAGUCAAUGAACACCCCGAGGAGCUGGAUAAAGUGAUGCAAGCACUAUCACGACGCUCUACCGAGCACGGCGCACCCGAAAACCCAUUUGACCCAUCUGAGCCUGGGUGGAAACUCGAACAGGCCCUCAAAGCAGCGGUUGCACGGUCCAAGGACGAAGGCUCGUCCCCGAAUCUGUUGAAGUCUUCCGUGCGCUGGAGCAAUCUCAAUGUGUUUGGGAAAGACAUGCAGACACAAGCCCAGUCGACUGUUUCUUCCUUUUUCUCGGACUGCUUCCGUGCCGUCACCAGUGUCUUUCGUCGCAGCCCCGACAGAAUUAUCUUGAAGGAUUUUGACGGACUACUAAAGGAAGGCGAGAUGCUGCUGGUAUUGGGUCUGCCUGGGAGUGGGUGCUCGACGUUGUUAAGAGCUCUUUCAGGCUAUCACGAGGGCCUGUCUAAGUAUCAUGGUGAUAUCACUUAUAGUGGUGUCCCGGUGGACGUCAUCAAGAAGGACUUUCGCGGGAAGGUCGUGCUCAACGAGGAGAACGAGAGCCACUUUCCCCAUCUCACAGUUGCCCAAACGCUCGACUUUGCCAUCAAGACCAAGACCCCGCGAAAGCGAAUUGGUGGUGUCUCUCGCCAGCAGUAUAUUGAAACCAUGAGGAAUAUCCUUGGGGCGACAUUCGGCCUGACACAUACCUUCCAAACCCGCGUGGGAAAUGAUUAUAUUCGAGGUGUUUCCGGGGGCGAGAGAAGAAGGGUAUCUCUUGCUGAAAUGCUUGCAACUUGUCCCUCGGUAACCUACUGGGAUAAUCCUACCCGAGGAUUGGACUCCUCGACAUCUUUCGAAUUUGUCAGUGCUCUUCGUGCAGCUACGAAUCUCACCCACACCGUGGCAGUGGCGGCUCUGUAUCAACCAGGAGAUUCAUUAGUCGAACUCUUUGAUAAGGUGGUCAUCCUCUAUGAGGGUGAGCAGAUCUUCUUUGGAGACAUAGCUGCUGCCAAAGAGCACUUCCAGGAACUGGGCUUUGUCUUUCAUCCACGCCAAACAACAGCAGAGUUCCUACUUUCCAUGACAGAUCCGGAGUCUAGAAAGAUUCGUGAAGGAUAUGAGGAUACUGCUCCGAGUGCUGCCUCAGAGUUCGCCUUUCUCUGGAAAGCUAGCAAGUAUCGUAAGCGACUUCUGCUUGAACAACAUCGACAUGGGAAUGAGUAUCCACACGGCUUCCCCGAGAGCUUUGAGUCCUUCAAAAAAACUCAAAAUGCGGAGAAGGCGCCGCUGAACAGAAGCAAGUCUCCAUACACGAUCAAUUGGGCCAUGCAGUUCUGCGCCACAUAUCUUCGGUCCUGUCAAAGAGUCAUCUCCGACAAAGCUUAUACUCUCUCUGUCGUCGUCACGAUGGGGAUUGUCGCGCUCCUGAUUGGGUCUAUGUUCUAUGAUAUCCCCGACGACACGAGUGGAUUUUUUUCCAAGGGUGGCUGUGUCUUCUUCUCGGUCCUGUUCAACAUUCUGGUGAACUUUGUCGAAAUCAGCGCUCAGUUUUCUCAAAGACAGAUCGUGGCAAAACACAAGUCUUACGCCAUGUAUCAUCCGUCCAUCGACGCGCUAGCCUCCAUGAUAGCUCAGUAUCCGAUCAAAUUCAUCAACGUUGCUGUCUUCAGUGUUGUGGUAUAUUUCAUGGUUGGGUUCAAGCGAGAGCCGGGUGCCUUCUUUGUCUUUCUGUUGUUUACCUUUCUCGCCUCCGUCACCUUGAGUGCUUUGUUCCGGACCAUUGCUGCCCUCGUCAACAGGGUGGAGAUCGCCCUCGCAAUCGCUGGAAUCAUCCUGCUGGUUCUGAGUAUAUACGCGGGCUACGUCAUUCCACAACCCUCGAUGCAUCCCUGGUUUAAAUGGCUCAGUUAUAUCAACCCCGUGUACUACGCUGUCGAGUCGCUCAUGGUCAUGGAGUUUCACAACCGCAAGUCACCCUGUGCGACCCUCGUACCAUCAGGUCCUGGAUAUGAAAACGUCGGCAUUUUGAACCAGGUUUGUGCUUCCGAGGGCGCCGUGCCCGGGGAGAUGUAUGUUUCAGGCGAUGCCUAUGUGGAAACCUCAUUCGCCUAUUCCUAUUCUCACCUGUGGAGAAACCUAGGUAUAAGCAUCGGAUUUUUUGUUUUCUUCUUUAUCACUUACGCCGCCGCUGCUGAGUUUAAGAACCCGCCGGCACUGAAGGGCAGCCAGCUUCUGUUCCAAAACAAGCGAGACGCACGGCGUGUAUAUCGGCCUGACACUAUCAUAGACCCAGAGGAAUCAUCGGGAGACGGAGAUAUUGAUCUACCUGUACCACACGAUGAUACAUUGAUGCACCACCUGAGACCUAGCGAGGGUGUCUUUACCUGGCAAGGAGUAACAUAUGAUAUCGAGGUCAAAGACGAAAGUCGCCGCCUUCUUGCCGACGUGCAGGGAUAUGUUAAACCGGGAGCAAUGACCGCUCUCAUGGGAGAGUCGGGCGCUGGAAAGACCACCUUGCUCAAUAUUCUGGCACAAAGAGUUUCCACCGGUGUAAUAUCAGGCGAUAUGCUGGUCAAUGGCCGUCGUCUCGGACAGUCUUUCCAGCGAGGAACAGGGUACGUUCAACAGCAAGACGUCCACUUUGAAGAAGCCACUGUGAGGGAAGCAUUCCGUUUCUCAGCAUUGCUUCGCCAGCCCCGGGAUGUUCCUCUAGAAGAGAAAUAUGCGUAUGUCGAGAAAGUGAUUGAUGCCCUUGGGAUGCACGAAUUUGCAGGAGCUGUUAUCGGUACUCCUGGACGGGGGUUAAGUGCCGAACAGCGCAAACGAACCACAAUAGGGCUGGAGCUGGUGGCUAGGCCAAGCAUUUUGCUCUUCCUUGAUGAACCUACGUCUGGGUUAGAUUCUAGAUCUGCUAUGUCAAUCGUUAAGUUGCUUCGCAGCCUAGCCAAUGCUGGUCAAGCGAUUCUCUGCACGAUACAUCAGCCAUCGUCAAUGCUAUUUGAGGAGUUUGACCGACUCCUCUUGCUCGUGAAAGGCGGGAAAACCGCUUACUUCGGCGAGGUUGGCCAGAAUUCAAGCACCGUGAUCAACUACUUUGCACGAAACGGCGGAUAUCCAUGUCCCGAGAAUGCGAACCCUGCAGAGUACAUCCUUGAUGUGGUUGGUGCAGGCGCAGCCGCGCGCUCAUCGCAGGACUGGGCAGAGACGUGGAAGAGCAGCCCUGAAGCACUACGGAACAUGAACGAAAUCCAAUCCCUUGUCAAAGCGAAGGGCCAAGUCACGAUCGUGUCUGAUGACGAACCCGAUAUCUCCCAAGCCAUCUACGCCUUGCCAUGGACUGGGCAGUAUGUUGCUGUGCAGAAACGUCUGUUUACGCAGUACUGGAGAAGCCCAGUCUACGUUGUUAGCAAGGUGGCAAUCAACACAAUCGGCGGUCUAUUCUUAGGGUUCACCUUCUUCAAACAAGACCCCUCGGUUGCAGGCCUAAAGAAUUCACUUUUCUCAAUCUUCAUGCUUCUCCUUCUCUCGUUGGUGAUUCUCGUUCAGCUUCAACCGCGACUUAUACAAUACCGAAACCUCUACGAGGUCCGAGAGAAGCAUUCCAGGAUGUACAGCUGGACUGCCUUCAUCACCGCCAGCAUCGUGACCGAAAUCCCGUACAAUCUAGUCAUUGCCUCUGUGUGCUUUAUCUGCUGGUAUUUCCCUGUCGGCUGGUGGCGAACCAUCACAGAGGGUAGAGGAGCAUUCAUGUGGUUGAUAUUCAUGGUCUUCCAAUUAUACCACACAAGCUUCUCGCAGGCGGUCGCAAUCGCCGCCCCGGAUGCCGAGACAGCCUCAAUGGUCACAAUAUUGUUUUACACAUUCAUCUUCGCCUUCACGGGUGUUGUACAACCGUUGUCUAAUCUCGUCGGGUUCUGGCACUUUGCGUACUAUGUCUCCCCGUUCACGUAUACGGUCGCGUCGAUGAUGAGCAGCAUGAGCCACGACAUUCCCGUCCAAUGCUCGGAGAAGGAACUCAACCUUUUCAAUCCGCCCAGUGGCAUGACCUGUGAAGAAUAUGCCGGAUCGUUUGUGAAAGCGUCCAUGGCGUCUUUAUCCAAUCCUAACGCCACCGAGAACUGCGAAUUCUGUCAAUACGCAGUAUCGGAUUUGUUCCUGGAGGGUUUCAACAUUCGGUAUUCGGAACGAUGGCAUCAUUUCGGGUAUUUGUGGGCUUUUAUCGCGUUUAAUGUCUGUUUGUUCUUUGGUAUUUAUUAUCUUGUUUUCCAGGGUGGAGGCACCAAAAUCGGUCGGGUGUUUUCCCGUCUUGUGUCCAGGAAGCCGAAAGCCAAGUCUGUGGAUUAA